AUGGCCGUUGCCGCGUCUAGUGCCAGUGUUUUCAAGUCAACAGUGGAACAGUUCGUGGACUCCGUCUUCGCCGCCGCCAACGACGGGGGGGAGAACCCUGUCAUUUUGUCACCGGGGGCCAGCGGCUUGGUUGUGCUGUUCCAGGCGGAAGGCGUCGAGGUGUCCGAGUGCGCCAUCGAAGCGGUCUUCCAGAAAAACGGAUGGGCCCCCGAGAAAUCGCUCGCCAAGACGGAGUUGCGUGCUCUCGCAGGUGAGUUCCAGACCUCGUUCACGGCUGUUCUGGGCGACGACGCAGCGCCUUCGGGCGCGGAGGAGCGCAGCGUGGUGGUGGAGACGAUUGCGAGUCGCCUCAGCCGCGGCACUUUCCCACCGGUCCUGCCGACCGAUUUUCAGGAUGCAGGAGAGGCAGCGGGUGCCGCACAGACCUGGGAAGCAGUUUUGGAAGUCGAGUACGUCGAGCUGCAGUCGUUCAUCGACGCACACUGGGCCACCUACCGCGAAACGUUGCCGGCAAACCCUUCAGUGAGUGAGGACACGCGGCGGGCAGAGUUCAUGCACGACAAGUUUUACGACUUGUGCAACGACUUCCAGUGCGCGCGUUCACUGGAGGAGAGGAGGUUCCGCCAUCGCUACCAGGGCGACGUGUUUCUGCCAGUGAUCGCGGUGGCGAGCAUUGGCUGUGAGCUGAAGAGAACGGACGCUGCGGAGACUGUCGGCGGCAUGACUCGCGACCUCAUCGACGCGCUGGACGCCGAGCUGUGGUCCAAGUGGGGCGACGCCGAAAAGGUCGCGAAGUGCACGAAGAUGAGCAUGCAGGACCUCUUCAGGAGGUUCCUGCAUGAAGAGUACUUCUUGUCCAUGCGCGCAGUCGUGCAGCAGAGCUCACUGCAACAGAAGAAGUUUACUCCGAAGGUGUUGCCCGGGGACGUCCCAGGUGGUGAUGUCGACGUGCUCCAGGCCAUCGUCGACCGCAUGGUUCCGGAGGACGGUGCGGCCGUUGAGGCUGUCGUUGAGAAGUUGUGGCAGGAGCGCUUGUCUGCGGUUCUGCCCAGCAUGCGCGCGUUCUUGCCGUCGACCCCGUCGAUGGACUUUUGGGCCGAAACUUACUACGUCGUGGCCUCGGAGAUCGUUGGAAAGCGGGCGAUCGCCUUUACUCCGAAGGUGCUACCCGAGGACGUCGCGGGCGCCGACGUUUUCGCUCUCCAGUCCAUCGCGGACCGCAUGUCUGCGGACGACGGCGCUGCUGUGGAGGCCCGCGUGGAGGAGAUGUGGCUGCAGCACGUUGCCGCGCUGCACCCGAGCAUGCGCGCUUUUUUGCCGAAGUCGCCGUCGGAGGAGUUUUGGACUGAGACGUACUACGUCGUGGCGGCGGAGGUACUGGAGGGUCGGGUGGCUGCGCGCGCGCCAGCGUCCAUGCAUGCUGGGACGCCCGCGGCCGCGUCCGCUGGCUCGGGCGCGCGAACGCUCGCGGCGUCGCUGAUCCUCAAGACGGUGUGCGGCGGGGCUUCGUCCAGUCCGGCGAGCAAGGUCAGACGCACCGAGGGCUCAAGGCUGAGCCACGGCGAGUUGGGAGUCGAGGGGGUGUUGGGCGAUUUGUCGGUGGAGGUUCGAGCGGCGGCUCCCCGGGCCGAUGCCGAAGAGUACAUCGGUAGCAUCGCGGUGUAUGCAGAUCGCAGUGUGGAGGGUUAUUUCGUGUACGAAGGGUACGUGCUGGCGCACGACGACAAGCCUCGGCCCGUCGGAAAGGGGGACGCCGGGAAGUCGCCAUCCAAGCGCAAGGCGAGCGCGCCCGAGAAGACGACGAUGGCCAUGGACGUGCUCGUCAUGGACCGCACGGGGCCUCUUAUCCUGACCUUAUGGGACGACGCCGUGAAGCAGUUCUUAGCAGAAGUGGCCGCCAAACAGACGGGAGCGAGGCGGGGCGGGCGGCCAGAUCAGCAGCAGAAGCCGAUCAUUCGCGUGACUAACGUGCGGGUGAGCAGCUUAUCCCCGAGCGACUGGAACGGGGCCAUGGUGACGCCGAUCCGCGCGCUGCACACGAGCUCGGCGCGGAGCCCGCUCAUGCCUGAGACCAAAGUAAUGGCGCUCGUGACGGCGUCGUCUCCCUUCAUGGCUCCUGGGCGUGCGUACGAGGUGCCGGCUCACGGCGUUUGCGUCGACUUCUUCGGCUUGAAAGACAGGUUGGAGGCACCAUUUCGGGGAACAUUCUCCGGCGUCGUGACAAGUGUGCAGGAGAUGGGCGCGACGACUGCUGGCAGUCCGAAGCGCGCGUUUUGCCUGGUGGAUCCUGCAGGAGCCUUCAUCCAGUGUUGCGCCGUGGGCCAUAACGCUGGCAGUCGGGCGCUCGCCGACGGCAUGCGCGCCGUGGUCUACCAUGGGACAGGGCGGGGGCCCAUUGGUAGCGCCCCGGGCAUGCUGUACCUUCUCAGGGACGCGCUUCUCAUGCCCGUCGCGCAGGUCGACGUUGUCCCGGAGCCGACCAUUGACAUCGCCAUCAAGUGA
Molecule: messenger RNA, 2502 nt
Organism: Prorocentrum cordatum
Lineage: Eukaryota; Dinophyceae; Prorocentrales; Prorocentraceae
Source: the annotation of a GenBank genome assembly